GUACACCUGGCUCGUCUCGCUCGAGUACCACGGCGGCUUCCACUUCUGUGGCGGCACGCUCAUCGCGCCCGAUUGGGUGCUCACCGCCGCGCACUGCACGCAAGGCACCGUCGGCCGCGUGGCCGUCGGCAUGCAUGUCGUCGCCGACGUGAACACCGACCCGUGCGUCUCCUUGCACGAGGUGGCGGAGAUCUUGAACCACGACUACGGCUCUCCCAAUUCAGAAAGCAACGACGUCUCGCUGCUCAAGCUCGCCACGCCUGUGACCGGCUAUGCGCCCAUCGACUUGCUCGACGGCCCGGGCAUGGACACGCCCUUCCAGGAGCACCUCGCCAUGCUCACCGUCGCCGGCUGGGGCACCAUGUCCUCCGGCGUGUCCUCGCCGGAGGCCAUGGAGGUCGACGUGCCGGUGGUCCAGAAUGAGGACUGCAACGUUGACUACAGUGGCCAGAUUGACGACACGAUGAUCUGCGCCGGCGACACCGUGAAUGGCGGCGAGGACGCGUGCCAGGGCGACUCGGGUGGCCCCCUCUUCGGCAUCGACGCCGACGGCAACUACGUGCUCACGGGCAUCGUGAGCUGGGGCAUCGGCUGCGCCGACGCCGACUUCCCGGGCGUCUACGCGCGCGUCUCCCACGCUAGUGAGUGGAUCUGCGCGAGGACGGACGGCGCGGUCUGUGGAUUCAGCCCGCCCUCGCCGCCGCCUCCCUCGCCGCCACCGCCCUCCCCACCGCCACCCUCACCUCCGCCGCCGUCGCCGCCUCCGCCCUCGCCGCCACCCGCGACGCCGCCACCUCCCCUCGGACCUCUGCUUGGCGCGGACGGACUGACCACCGACGAGACGGAGUCUUCCGUCGCCGCUCUCGUCGGCGUCGGCGUCGGCGCUGCCGUCCUCAUCGGCGCCGCCCUCGCCGCACGACGAGCGAGAUUCCUAAUCAGAUCGAGGCUGUCGGACGGCGACAAC
This is a messenger RNA of Emiliania huxleyi CCMP1516, 964 nucleotides long. RefSeq lists its product as hypothetical. Gene Ontology annotation, molecular function: serine-type endopeptidase activity. The annotation marks the transcript as partial. The record is from RefSeq and is a predicted model, not a curated record. NCBI's taxonomy places the organism in Eukaryota, Haptophyta, Isochrysidales, Noelaerhabdaceae. The transcript has a single exon. Gene Ontology annotation, biological process: proteolysis.